UGAUGGACAUCGAUAUCUUAAAUGAGUAAAAUGAAAUAGAAUAAGUUUAAACAUUCUCUAAUAUGAGUACCGCUGUAUAAAUAACCUUGUUCUUAUUACACUACAAUGCGAACAAAGAAUUUUGGGUUGGGUUAGGAACCGAUAUUGGUAGCAACGAUAAAUCACUUGAUUUGCAUUUUAUAUAUGUUUUAUACUCAUAUAACUUCUGACGGAAGUAACGUAUGAGUCGUAAUAACAGACGUUGGAACGUAUAUUGUUUAGAGUAUUCCACAGGUUGCAGUAAUCGAUAAAUUGUUGUCAUAUACAAUUUUCUCCGCGAAGCCUCUUAUUAGAGGUUUAAAAGUGUGAAUCAUAUUGAAUCAUAUUGAAAAUAUUAAAAGGAAUAUGUUUGUUUCAAUAAUUCUGGCUCUUUUUGUUAUGGAUUUGUCACAUGCUGAAAAUACAGAUUUUGGAACUAUCGUUUUCGCAAAUGUUUUAUACAGACAUGGAGAUAGAACACCCAUAAGACCAUAUCCAAAUGAUCCUUAUAACAAUGAAAGUUUGUGGCAAGUCCCAUAUGGCCAAUUAACAAACAUUGGAAAAUAUCAGCAUUUACUACUUGGUCAUUGGAUCCGCAAACGCUAUUCACAUCUACUAAGUGACCUAUAUUCUCCAUAUGAUAUUUAUAUUCAAAGUACAGAUGUAGAUCGUACCUUAAUGUCAGCUGAAUCACAUCUUGCUGGACUUUAUCCUCCAGUUAGUAAACAAGUAUGGAGUAAUAUCAAAUGGAUGCCUAUUCCAGUGCAUACUAUUCCUGAAGACAAAGAUAAUGUUUUAGCUGCAAAGAAAUAUUGUCCUAGAUAUAAUUACGAGCUGAGAAAAGUUUUUAAUUCUCCAGAAAUCCAAAAAAUUAAUAAAGAAAAUAAGAGAUUGUAUGUAUACCUUACAGAGAAAACAGGAAAUAAAAUUUCAUCUCUUUUAUCUGUUAAACAACUUUAUGAUACAUUAUUUAUUGAGAGUCUUUAUAACAAAACAUUGCCAGAAUGGACAAAGUCAGUAUAUCCAGAUAAACUUAUGCCAAUUGUUGUAAAAAGUUUUACAAUUAACGCCUAUAAUAAAAUACUUCAGAGACUAAAAUCGGGAACAUUACUUGGAGAAAUGAUAGACCACAUGGAAAAAAAGUCGAAAAAUGCAUUAGUACCUGAUAGAAAAGUAUGGAUGUAUAGUGCUCAUGAUGAAACUAUAGCCAAUUUGCUCAUGACUCUGAAUGUUUUUGAACCACAUUGCCCACCAUAUACUGCUACAAUUUUAAUAGAAUUAAGAGUAAAUUUAAAAGAUCAAUAUUUUGUAACGAUAUCAUAUAAAAAUACUAGUGAAGAACCACAACUUUUAACACUUCCCGGUUGUAUUACAAUGUGUCCCUUAAAUCAAUUUAUUGCACUAACAAAAGAUGUUGUACCCACAGAUUGGGAAAAAGAAUGUGCAAUAGAGUGGGGACCAUUUGGAUAUAAUACGAAUACGACAGCAAUUAUUGCAAUACUGACAUCUUCUAUAUUGAUGUUAGUUUUAUUCAUUUUAUCUGUAUUUGCCUUUAUUUAUCGGCAUUAUAAACCGGAACAUAAGCAAUAUUAUCUUCGAUUGAAAACGGUACCUAUAUAAUUGAAUAUAAUACUACGAAAAAAUGACGUAUUGCUUUCGUCAUGAUAUUCAAUGUUUUCAUGAUAUUUAAUGAUAUUCAAUAAUUUGAUAAUUAACAAAAAAUAAGAUAAAUGGUAAAUUCUUAUUUGAUUUUACAUACAUUGAAAAAUAAGUCUGAUAUGCGUUUGCGUAAAAUAUUUAUGAAAAAAUGUUCUAUAUUUUAUAAUGUUUUAUUAGUGAUAAUUUUUAAAUUUAUUGAUGAUAAAAUAUUUCAGUUUAUAAUCAGACAGAUUCAAUGCAAAUAUAAUCGUUUGAUUUGAUCGAUGAAAAAACAUUAUUAUUUAUAUGUAUGAAUUGUUCAAAACAAAGACUGUUAUAAUGAUUUUUAAUAGUUUGAUAAAAGGGUAUAAGAUUCUCAAUAACUUUUAUUUAAAUUGAGUUUUAUGCAUAAUAUGAAUAAAAAAAUUAUCUGUAAUGACCGUAAAUGGACUACGAAUUAAUUCGGAAAAAAUUGAGAUAUUAAAAAUACCUUUUAUUAAUAAAUGACGAUUAGAAAGUAAUAAAUUCUGGAAUACGGUUUAUUAACUUAGGGUACCUUAGUUUUUAUUUAAUGCUAAACAAUUGGGUGUAAAAUAUAGGGAUAUUUCUCUGCGGUAUUUGAAAAAAUAUCUAGUCAUAUUCCAUUAAGUUGCAACAAUUAAAACUACUUAUAAACAGAAAAAGUAUAUUCAACUACAUCAUUAUUACAUUUUUGUAAUAUCGUUUAUAUAGAAGUAUAUUUGAAACGUAUUUUUUAAAUGAGAAAUUACAAGACAAAUUAAACUUUUCCAAAAUAGAGAAAGGAUAAUAUUUAGGGCGAAAAAGAAACAUUUUACUUGGUAGUAAUCCAAAAAUUUGAUUUUCUUAAACUGAACUAUUUUACAAAUAUGAAUUGUGUCCUAUUAAAAUUAAUGUUGUGAGAUUUAAAUGUGAAUAAAUCAAGUAUUGUAAACAAA
Messenger RNA from Bombus pascuorum, 2612 nucleotides. RefSeq names its product prostatic acid phosphatase-like. NCBI's taxonomy places the organism in Eukaryota, Metazoa, Arthropoda, Insecta, Hymenoptera, Apidae. Gene Ontology annotation, molecular function: phosphatase activity. The transcript is spliced from 7 exons. The coding region runs from base 385 to 1638 and encodes 417 amino acids. The record is from RefSeq and is a predicted model, not a curated record. Gene Ontology annotation, biological process: dephosphorylation.